Camponotus floridanus (Florida carpenter ant) is the source of this 1403-nucleotide messenger RNA. It is a transcript of the gene Syx13, whose product is annotated as syntaxin-12. The transcript has 6 exons. Gene Ontology annotation, biological process: intracellular protein transport; vesicle fusion; vesicle-mediated transport. Gene Ontology annotation, molecular function: SNAP receptor activity; SNARE binding. Lineage: Eukaryota; Metazoa; Arthropoda; Insecta; Hymenoptera; Formicidae. The record is from RefSeq and is a predicted model, not a curated record. Bases 434 to 1243 code for a protein of 269 amino acids. Gene Ontology annotation, cellular component: endomembrane system; SNARE complex; membrane.
CGCGAUUUCCGCGAUCUCAUACGCGACGAGAAGACGAUCGCGAAGUUGCAAUUUGACUUUAGUGGUGCGACUUCCGUUUCUCCGAAAACGAAUGACGUCUCGUUGCAGGUUAUUAAAAUUGUGAGAAAAAUUGGAAAAUUCACCUCGACAGAUCCGUCAUCGUCGCGUUUCCCGUAAAUUCGCGCGUGCCCAGGAAAAAAAAGAAAAGAAAAAUAUGACACGUCGGUAAAUCAGAUCUCUGUCAACGUACACGGACGGGAGUACAAAGGGUCUGCUGUCACUCGGCCGUUGCGUCAGAACGUUUGGGCAACUGUCAGUUUCUGAUCCAAUUCGUGCAGGAAGGUACUUUUCUGCGCGUUUUUAAAUGUAAUUCCACACGGAACGAUUUAUAUUUAUACGUUUAAGGACACUUGUGAUAAAGAACGGACUCAGAAUGGCUCAGCGCUCGCAAAACUAUGGAUCUACGGAUCAACGGGUGGAUGUACCUGAAAUAGGAUUUAGUCCUACCGAACUUUAUAGUCUCAGUGAAAAUAUUACCACUAACAUAUACACGAUUAACACAAGUUGGAAAACUUUAGAAAGAGCUUAUAAAAAUAUUGGAACCAGUAAAGAUAAUCAAGGUUUAAGAGACAAAGUACAUGUAACACAAUUAAGUACUAAUCAGGUAGUCACACAAACAAGCAAAGACAUUGCAAGACUAACGGUAUUGAUGAGACGUGGCGAUAAACAACAAAAGCUACAAAUUGAAAAACUCACAACAGACUUUAAAGAUGCGCUACAGAGAUAUUCUGAUAUGCAAAAGUCAAUUGCAGAGAAGAUGAAGAGACAUAUUUUAGCUAUAACUAAUAUAGAAAAUUCAAUGGAUGGGGAGGAUGGUGAAGAAACGCAACGGCUACUUCAAGCACAGGAACAAGAACAUAGGACUACACAAAGGACACUCGAGUUCCAACAAGGACUACUGUUAGAGAGAGAAGAUAGGAUUAAACGAAUUGAGGGAGAUAUUCUGGAUGUAAAUCAAAUUAUGCGCGAACUCGCAGCACUGGUGCAUCAACAAGGUGAUACUAUUGAUACGAUCGACAACCACAUAGAGAAUAUACACGGCAAUGUGGAAUUAGGAGCGCAGGAACUUGUAAAGGGAAGUAAUUACCAAAGUAAAUUUCGUCGAAAAGUUUACAUCUUGUUGUUACUUGCGAUUAUAGUUGCCAUUGUAUUAACUGUUAUUCUAGUCAUUAAAUUAAGUUAGCGCUCCUAGCCUCUAUGCGGAUUUUACCGAUAGAUGAAAAGGGCUGUCUCAAUCUGUGUUUCAUAAAGUUGAUUAAAUUGACUUCUUUAAAAUUUAUCUUGAUUUCUCUAUUUGUAUGCAUUGGAAUUACAAAUGUAAGAAAUGUGAAAUGUAGAAUGUA